GAAGUAGUAGUAGCAGCAGUGUCACUAGUGAGUCACAAGCAGGCUUUGGUUUCGGGCUCGGCUUCAGGACGUCAUUCCAUGGGGCGCGGUGCCGUCUUUAAAACUUCUGCUCAACUCAGCAGUACAAACGCUGCUCGUGUCAUUCGGCUGUUCUCUGUCGUUUAAUUUAAACUCUUUAAAAUAAUGUCGAGAGGACUAUUCACCAUUAUUGGGGUUACAGCUGGGGCUGCUGGUGCAGUUGUGUUGGCUCCACUGGCUCUCACUGCAGCUGGAUUCACCUCCGCCGGUAUCGCAGCAAGUUCUCUGGGGGCCAGCCUGAUGUCAUCAGCAGCCGUAGCCAAUGGGGGUGGUGUGGCUGCUGGAAGUUUGGUCGCUGCCCUCCAGUCAGCAGGUGCUGCUGGGUUGUCUGCAGCUGCUACAGCAGGUGUGGCAUCUGUGGGUGGAGCCACCGGUGCAGUAUUAGGUGGAGCUGUUCAUUUUUUGAAAAGGUUGAGAAAAUAAGGAAUUUACUGGAGUCCAAUGAGCAUCUGUUGACAAAUGAAGACAAAGUCUGCACACUCAACUGUUAUAAAAGGAGUUUGUCAGCACCUUGAUGUCAUGAUAAAAUUUGCACAUCCUAUAAGGAUCACAAGUGUUUAAAUAUAAAAGCAAUGUAUAUUUUGUCUGUCAUGAAUGUUUAAAACAAGUCAUUGUUUGAGGUUCUUUUAUAUAGUGAUAAUGUGACUCAUAUUGAAGUUAAAUAAAAAUUUAAAUCUUAAAUGUUGAUCCCCCCCUUGCUUUAGUCCUUUCAAAAAUGGACAUACACUGACAUCAAAUACGGUAAAUUAAUGUGACCCUAAUGCACGGUGGUGCAGUCUGUUGUUUAUCUGAUCAGCCUCCUGGAUCUCAUGAUUUCCACAUGAUUUUUAUGUAUUAUGGCAGUCUGGUUGGGAUUGUUACUUUUGAAAUGUAUUCCACUACAGAGUACAGAAUAAGUGGUAAAAAAAACGGAUGGAGGUUUUGACAUGUUAGACUUUUUUUGUGUUAAUAAUACAUUCAAUUUGAAUUUGUUUAAACAAUGCAUUCAUUCACCAGCCUCUAUCUGGCGCUUCAUCCCACAUAAUGUUUUUUUAAAUGGUGGGAGAGCUUAAGAUCUUGUUAACUUGUAACUUUUCCCCUUCUAAGCUCCCUAUAAAACUUUCCAAAUUCCAUGAACAGUCUCUCUUGGAAUGGAAACUUUGUUUUGUCCACAAUUUCUCCUCUCACAAGGUGAAGUUAUGGAAUAAUGAAAUGAUUAUAGCAAAGAACAAGUCAAUAUUCCUUAUGAACUGGCAUGAGAAAGGAAUAGAUUAUCUUUGCAACAUGUUUUAUCCAGAAGGGAAUGUUUACUCUUAUUAUGAUUUCAUGUCUAAACUCAUCUUUCCUGUUGUCCAGGAAAUUCUCGAAGUGAUAAAAGCAGUACCUAGUGGUCUGUUUCAUUUGGAGAGACUGUAAAGACUGAACAAAAAUUUAUAUUAGAAGAUAAGAACAUUUAUGACCCAAAAUGUAGUAAUAAAAUUCUAAGAAAUGUUUUUCUCUCAAGGAAACGAAUUAAAAAAAAAAAAAGGGGGAAAAGUUUUUUUAUAUUUUGGAAUUCACUAAUAGAGAUUAUUAAUUGGAAAAAAUCAUGGCUCUUACCAUAUACAUUUUGUAUCCCCAACAAAGUUAGAGAAAUACACCUAAAAUAUAUCCAGCUAACGAUAUCACAUGUAAAUUUGGUAAUAAGGAUUUGAAUUGUAAAUUUUGUAAAAACAAUCGAGUCAAUUGAGCAUCUUUUCUUUAAAUGUCCCCUUAUCCAAGAAUUUUGGUUUGAUCUAUCCAAAUUCUUUACCUCAAAAACUGAAUCAGUUAUUGCCUUAACAUUGUGCAAUAUAAUUUUUUUUUUCUCAUUGUAAUUAUAGAAUAUAUAGGGAA
Molecule: messenger RNA, 1932 nt
Organism: Xyrauchen texanus (razorback sucker)
Lineage: Eukaryota; Metazoa; Chordata; Actinopteri; Cypriniformes; Catostomidae
Product: interferon alpha-inducible protein 27-like protein 2A
Exons: 4
Coding region: 184-501 (105 amino acids)
Biological process (GO): apoptotic signaling pathway
Cellular component (GO): mitochondrion; membrane
Source: RefSeq, a predicted model, not a curated record